UUCCUGGGCAUCAUAUCUUGCAUAAUUUACUGGUGACCCCUGAUCAUCAUCUUUGUCCCUAAUACGUUUUUUACGCUUUAUGUUGCUGUCUGAAUUGGAACUCCACUACCCAUUUGAAACCUCAGUCGCAGAUACUUUUAAAGCACAAGACACUAGUCUCCAGUCAAGACUCUUGUCAUGGAAGCAGUUGAGGAGAUAGUCAUUGUUGGAGCUGGCAUAGCAGGGCUUACCACAGCUUUAGGACUUCAUAGGCUAGGCAUAAGAAGCUUGGUUUUGGAGUCGCACGACCAUUUGAGGACCACAGGGUUUGCGUUAGGAAUAUGGACAAAUGGUUGGAAAGCCUUGGACGCGGUCGGGGUUGGUGAAUCGCUCCGUCAGCAGCACAACCGACUUCUCAGGGUAAUGACUUCUUCCGCAAUUUCUGGACUUCGUACAGCAGAGAUAGCGUUAAAUGCCAUGGGGCCGCAGAGAGACCAUGAAUUUCGUUGUGUGCAGAGGAAGAUCUUGUUGGAGACUCUUGAGAAAGAACUUCCAAGUGGCACUAUUAAAUUUUCUUCCAAGGUAGUUUCAAUCGAAGAAUCGGGCUGCCUCAAGCUUAUUCAUCUUUCUGAUGGUUCUUUUCUCAAGGCGAAGUUGUUGAUUGGGUGUGAUGGAGUGAACUCUGCACUGGCCAAAUGGCUAGGCUUCAAGAAGCCUGCUUCUGUUGGCCGAUUCGGCAUCAGGGCCUGUGUAUAUUACGAGAAUGGCCAUGAUCUUGAGCCCAAAAUUUCCCUGUUCAUGGGUAAAGGAGUAAGAUAUGGUGUCCUUCCUUGCGAUGAUAAGACAAUAUACUGGUUCUUCAGUUUUUCUCCUUCCAGCCAGGAUGAAGAAAUUAUAGAUAACCCGGCUGAGAUCAAGCAAUUAGUGCUAGGCAAGCUCGGAAAAGUCGCAGACAACAUAAAAGCUGUUAUAGAUGACACGGAAUUGGAUAACAUGAUGUUAUCUCCACUGAGAUUUAGACACCCAUGGGAGAUUAUAUGGGGAAACAUAAGCAAAAGCAAUGUUUGUGUAGCUGGAGAUGCAUUCCACCCCAUGACACCAGACAUUGCCCAAGGAGGCUGUGCGGCCCUAGAAGAUGGCAUCGUCUUAGCAAGAUGCCUGGGUGAAGCCUUGAGAGACAGGCAAGUCAUGAGAAGUGAAGGGAAGGGUAUAGAAGAGGAGGACGAGCACAAGAGGAUUGAGAGGGGUCUGCAGAACUAUGCCAAAGAGCGAAGAUGGAGAGCAUUUCAGCUCAUAACUACAGCUUAUAUGGUGGGAUACAUGGCACAAAGCGAUGGCAAGAUAUUGAACUUCUUGAGUAAUACAGUGCUGGCCGGGUUCUUGGCUGGGCGGCUGCCAAGGAUAGCGAGCUACAAUUGCGGGAUGCUAAGAACUUCUUGAAUUCAGAGCUUAGUCCCAUAUGUUGCUGUUUGCCUUUGCAGGUUACAUAGGGAGUGUUUUUCUCAUUUUCUCAUUUCUCUUCUUCCUAUGUAAAGGAAAAUAAGGGAAUGUUUGUGUUUGUGCUAGUAAAGUAAGGAUGAUGAAUGCGUGUAGCUACAAUAAUGUCACUUUUGAAUUGUGAGUGACUGAAUUUGCUUCGUUGGAGAUGUAAGUUGAAUUGCUGGAUU
Eucalyptus grandis is the source of this 1646-nucleotide messenger RNA. RefSeq names its product monooxygenase 2. Bases 178 to 1419 code for a protein of 413 amino acids. Lineage: Eukaryota; Viridiplantae; Streptophyta; Magnoliopsida; Myrtales; Myrtaceae. The record is from RefSeq and is a predicted model, not a curated record. The transcript is spliced from 6 exons. Gene Ontology annotation, molecular function: FAD binding.